UCUGGCCGGACUGUAUCUCGGCGGACGCAGGAGAAAGGGGGGUUGAUUUUCAGUUGCUCCACUGGUUUUAGUAGACACUUGAAAACUGGCGAUUCAACCGGUUUAAAUUCAGUUAAGAUCAUAUUUCCUACUUCAGCUCGAGCACAAUGGCUGGAAACUUCUGGCAGAGUUCACACUACUUACAGUGGGUGCUGGAUAAGCAGGACCUGUUGAAAGAACGUCAGAAAGACCUGAAGUUUCUCACAGAGGAGGAGUACUGGAAGCUGCAGAUAUUUUUUGCAAAUGUGAUCCAGGCCUUAGGGGAACACUUGAAACUUAGGCAGCAGGUCAUCGCCACCGCAACUGUGUACUUUAAACGCUUUUAUGCAAGGUAUUCUUUAAAGAGUAUAGACCCGGUAUUGAUGGCACCUACCUGUGUGUUUCUAGCAUCUAAGGUUGAGGAGUUUGGAGUAGUUUCAAACACUCGCCUUAUUUCUGCUGCAACCUCUGUGUUGAAAACUCGAUUCUCCUAUGCCUUUCCUAAGGAGUUUCCAUAUAGAAUGAACCAUAUCUUGGAAUGUGAGUUCUACCUGCUGGAGCUAAUGGAUUGCUGUCUGAUUGUGUACCACCCUUAUAGACCUUUAUUGCAGUAUGUUCAGGAUAUGGGUCAGGAAGACAUGCUCCUUCCCCUGGCUUGGAGAAUAGUGAAUGAUACAUACAGGACGGACUUGUGCCUACUGUAUCCACCCUUCAUGAUAGCCCUUGCUUGUUUGCAUGUUGCGUGUGUUGUGCAGCAGAAAGAUGCCCGGCAGUGGUUUGCUGAGCUCUCUGUGGACAUGGAUAAGAUCCUGGAAAUCAUUCGAGUAAUCCUGAAGCUCUAUGAUCAGUGGAAGAAUUUUGAUGACCGGAAGGAAAUGCCUGCUGUAUUAAACAAGGUGCCCAAGCCCAAGCCCCCACCCAAUAGUGAGAAUGACCAGAGCUCCAAUGGCAAUCAAAACAGCUCAUACAGUCAGUCCUAAAGCUCCCCCUCGCAGAGCAGCUGUGACAUAACAGACCACACACAGCAAUAAUGGACUUGUCUGUGCCAUUUGAAACGGCAUGUUUUAACGACUAAGAGAUAACACAAGACCUCUGUAAUAUUUUGAACUCCCUCUGCUGUUUCCUGUAAAGCUAAUGUUUUCUUACUGUGUGGAGCUGAGAAGUUUGCUUCAGCUAGGGAGAAGUGGGACUCCUGCUAAGACUCUAAUUGUCUGCAUAGAAAUGGAUAUACUGUGUUAUAUUGUUGACUUAUGAUGGACACACACCCACCCCCACAUACACGAGACUUUCUUGAAAAAUUCUGUGAAGCAGAAGCUUUGUGGAAACAAGAAAACUUUGUGUUUGUGUGUGUGUGUUUGUGUCUGCAAUCUGGGUAUGACCUGAUUGGCCACAAGUAUGUGCAUGUUGAUCUUAUGGGACCCUUGUACAGAGUAAUCAAAUCCUGAUUGGAUACAUUUUCUUAGUUUAGUUUUUUUCUGAAGGCUGAGCAUAGGCACAGGAAUGGAUUAUUUUAUUUGUUUUAGAAGUGCUUGUCCACAACUUUUUUUUCUUUUCUCUAAAGCUUGCUUGUAAAUAUGUUUUCAAAGAAUAUAUAUAUUAAAAUAAACACUCUUAAAAUAAUUCUCUUUGAGUUUACUAUAUUUUUGCUUGCCUGUAACCAUUUUUUAUUUUGUCUUUGAUAGUUAUUGUGUUCUUUGUUUUAUUUUGAUUUGUACUUAAAGUAAACUUAAUGUAGCCCAAUGGCUGUGUAUAAUUGUGUAAAGUUUUUUUUUAUAGCCAGUAAUUUAGUUUUAGAAUUUUCUGUUUCUGUUUUCUUCUUUGAGGUAUUGCCGCUUUGGUGAGAAUGUUGUGACCUAAUGCUUGAGUGUGGCUUAGAUGAAAUCUCUUUUCUGUAAUUCUUGUAUAUCAUGUGUACCUCUGUAUACUUGUAAAUAUGUAAACAGCUUGUUCAUAGAGUAUGAGGUUUUUGAAUGUUGUCUUUAUUUCUUGGACAUCAUAUAUUUAAUGCCUUAUUCAAUAAAGCUGCUGGCUUAACAUUGUCAAAAUCCAA
Molecule: messenger RNA, 2068 nt
Organism: Astyanax mexicanus (Mexican tetra)
Lineage: Eukaryota; Metazoa; Chordata; Actinopteri; Characiformes; Acestrorhamphidae
Gene: ccnc
Product: cyclin C
Exons: 12
Coding region: 147-998 (283 amino acids)
Biological process (GO): positive regulation of transcription by RNA polymerase II
Cellular component (GO): mediator complex; nucleus
Molecular function (GO): cyclin-dependent protein serine/threonine kinase regulator activity
Source: RefSeq, a predicted model, not a curated record